AUGUUUUUGCCAGGACUCCCCUCUGGCUGGAGGCGGGGACAAGCCCUGCUUAUAUUGAGCUCUACUUGUCGAGAAGCUCCGCAGACGCUCAGGGUUCACAGCCGAGCCUCGUUGGUUGUGUUUGUGCCACUUGUGCCGGCGGCGAGGAAACGGAGUCUCCACAAGGGCACUUCGGCUUGGGGGGAGGGAGAGCUGCCUCUGAGUGCGAGUUCAGAUCCGCCAGCUGGUGACGGCAGUCCUGGGAGUCCAGCACCUUCGCCCCUCGAUAGCGGGAAGGGGGCGAAGUCUACAGGUGACAAGAGAGACGGAAACAAACCCCCUCUUCUGCCAGCAGCCGGGCCACGGGUGGCCCGUCAGGAGAUCCGAACAGCAUGGACCCCGAGGUGGCAGAGAAACCGGCGGAGACAGGCGAUUGCUGGAGGUUCUCCGUCAUGUACCUGUGCUUCUAUGGCUUCAUGGUUCAGAUUAAACCAGCAGAGAGCUUCAUCACUCCUUACCUCCUGGGACCAGACAAGAAUUUCACCAGGGAGCAGGUCACCAAUGAGAUCACGCCAGUCCUGUCGUACUCCUACAUGUCUGUGCUGGUCCCCAUCUUCUUGCUGACGGACUACCUCCGCUAUAAGCCGGUGCUCAUCCUGCAGAGCCUCAGUCACGUGGCCAUCUGGCUUCUGUUGCUCUUCGGAACCACUGUGCUGCAGAUGCAGUUCAUGGAGUUCUUCUACGGGAUCACCAUGGCCGCCCGUGUGGCCUACUCCUCUUACAUCUUCACCUUGGUCACGCCCAAGUCAUACCAGAAAGUGGCCAGCUAUUCUCGCUCCUCCGUCCAGCUGGGAGUUUUCGUCAGCUCGGUGCUAGGCCAGCUCUUUGUCACGCUGGGGGACUUGCCCUUCUGCACCUUGAAUUACAUCUCCCUGGGGUUCGUGACCUUUGCCUUCACCUUGACCCUCUUCCUCAAGAGGCCCAAACGGACCAUGUUCUUCAACAGGAAGGGCCUGGAAGCCAACGGGGCCGUCAUGUACGAGGUGGAUGCCACGCAGCAGACCUCCGUCACACUGGUCGGCCAGAAACCAAGGCCCCUCGGAAGUGGGACUGGGCGGGAUUCAGCGCUGGUGAAAAUGAUGAUGGAGCUCAAAAAUACUGUGCGAUCGCACCGGUUGAAGUUGUGGUCCCUUUGGUGGAUUUUUAACUCCACUGGCUAUUACCUGGUGGACUACGUACAAAUCCUCUGGGACAGCAUAAAUCCAUCCAGGGAAAAACAGGGGCAUCCAAACGGAGGCGUGGAUGCAGUUGCAACACUACUUGGUGCCAUUGCGGCUUUCUCCGCGGGGCACGUGACUCUGCGCUGGUCGCUGUGGGCGGAGCUGGUGAUCUUCAUCAUCACAGCGUUGCAAGCAGGACUCCUCUUUCUCAUGAACACCACCAACAACAUCUGGGUGUGCUACGUGGGUUUUGUCCUGUUCCGGAGCAGCCACCAGCUUCUGGUUCCCAUAGCAAUUUUUCAGAUCGCUGCAUCAUUGAGCAAGGAGCUCUGUGCCCUGGUGUUUGGUAUCAACACGUUUCUGGCCACCAUAUUAAAAACCAUCAUCACCUUCAUCAUCGCUGACAAGCGUGGACUGGGACUGCACGUAAACAACCAGUUCUUCUUUUACGUUGGCUACUUCUCGCUGCUGGCAAUCAUCUACCUUGGGAGAGGACUGUACAUUCUUGCUACCCACUACCGGGAGAACAAAGCCCACAGCCCGCAGAACGGGGAGACAGCCCACAGCCCGCAGAAGGGAGAGACAGCCCACAGCCCAGCAGCAGAGCCGAAUUGGACGGAUGGGCAGGCACAAGCUGCAACCACGAAGGCAUGAAGAGGGAG
Messenger RNA from Pristis pectinata (smalltooth sawfish), 1861 nucleotides. RefSeq names its product solute carrier family 19 member 1 (gene slc19a1). Lineage: Eukaryota; Metazoa; Chordata; Chondrichthyes; Rhinopristiformes; Pristidae. The record is from RefSeq and is a predicted model, not a curated record. Gene Ontology annotation, cellular component: plasma membrane; basolateral plasma membrane; apical plasma membrane. Gene Ontology annotation, biological process: folate transmembrane transport. Gene Ontology annotation, molecular function: folate:monoatomic anion antiporter activity; folic acid binding.